Messenger RNA from Gopherus flavomarginatus (Mexican gopher tortoise), 3514 nucleotides. It is a transcript of the gene HENMT1, whose product is annotated as HEN methyltransferase 1. The transcript is spliced from 8 exons. Lineage: Eukaryota; Metazoa; Chordata; Testudines; Testudinidae. Gene Ontology annotation, molecular function: O-methyltransferase activity; RNA methyltransferase activity. The coding region runs from base 138 to 1301 and encodes 387 amino acids. Gene Ontology annotation, biological process: siRNA processing; RNA methylation; piRNA processing. The record is from RefSeq and is a predicted model, not a curated record. Gene Ontology annotation, cellular component: nucleus; cytoplasm.
GCCGCUUCCACGAUGGGCCCUCCCCGCCCCCGCUGGCCUCACCUUGAAGUAGAUCUCGUCCACCACCUCGUGGUGUUUGCAAAUUGAUCCUUAAUUAUUUGCUCCAUUAUCUUUCUGGAUAUUGAAGUGUGGACAGUAUGAUGGAUACGAAUCUUCAAAAGGAUGAUCUCACAGGAACAAUUAAGUUCAUACCUCCCCUGUACAAACAACGUUACCAAUUCAUUAAAGAUUUAGUGAUUAAAUACAAACCUAAAAAGGUUGCAGACUUGGGAUGUGCUGACUGUACAUUACUCUGGAUGUUGAAAUUCUGCAAAUGCAUUGAGGUGCUCGCUGGGCUAGAUAUCAGGGAGAAUGUGAUGAAGGAGAAAAUGCAUAUGUUGUCUCCCCUCCCUGCUGACUAUCUGCAACCAAGUGAAAGAUCUCUAACUGUGACCUUGCAUCAUGGCUCAGUUGCUCAUAAAGAUCCUUGCAUGCUUGGUUUUGACUUGGUAACGUGCAUUGAAUUAAUAGAGCACCUGGAAACAGCAGAACUGGAAAAGUUUCCAGAAGUGGUAUUUGGUUUUAUGGCUCCAGCCAUGGUUGUAAUCAGCACUCCAAACUCAGAAUUUAACCCUUUGCUCCCAGGAGUGACACUGUUCAGACAUUCAGACCAUAAAUUUGAAUGGGACCGAGCACAAUUUCAAAGUUGGGCAGUAGCUGCAGCUACUCGCUAUGAUUAUACAGUGGAAUUUACUGGACUUGGGACCCCACCACCUGGAACUGAGGAUGUUGGGUUUUGUACGCAAAUAGGUGUGUUUGUGAGAAAAUAUCCAAAGAAUGGUGAAACUGUUAACUCUGAGAAACACACGGAACAUGCUUACAAAACUGUAUUCAAGGCAGUGUACCCAAGUCUUAAAGAUGAAAAGUACCUGCAGAAUGCAGUGGUCAGUGAAGUUCUUUUCGGAGCAGACAUCAUUAAAAGACAACUACUGGGCAAUUUCAAGUCUGAGUGUAAGGAGCAUAGUGAUGGCAUUGAGCCAAAACUCAAAUUCCAGCCAUUUAAAUAUUUCAUGACGUGUUCAAAGAACCUUUCUCUAGCUGUAACUGAAAAACUUGCUGCUGAUCGAAGCAUGGAGCCAUUCAUCGAUGGAAACACCGUUUAUAUACCUCUGGCAAAAAUCUUUUCUAUGCCAAAAGUGAAUCAACUUUGUGGCACCUUUGAGAAGUUAAGCAAGCUUAUUGCUGGCAAAGUAGCACUGAGCAGUGAUGGUUCUGCCGUGGUAGUCACUAUCGAAUAUGAAAAUGAAGAACAAGAGAAUUAGAAAACUCUUCAAACUGUGGUGACAAAGAAAACCUUGUUAGUAGAUUCAUGCUGAUGUUAUUUCCAUAUAGUGACUAGUUACAGCACUCACUUAUAAUAUUUUUUUAGUUUUAAAUAUUUCUAGCGGGACCUAGAAUUUUUGCUUGCUAAAGGCAGCACCUUUAAGGAUUAUAGGGCAGAUUUUCAAAGGCACAAAAGGGAGCAGUUAGGCAUCCAACUGCCAUUGAAGGGCAAUAGUUUAUUUAGCCAUGUUUUGUUUGCUUUCCCCUUAUUUCUCUCUCAAGUAUCAUAAUUACACUCAUUUAGAUAUGUUGGGAGUAUAUAUACAGAUUGCACUAGCUGUAACUGAGCCCCCCAAGACUAGUCAUGUGACUGGUGGUGCAGCAGAGCACUACAGCUUCACCACCUCUCUAGCUAUAGGUUUCACAUAUUGAUUCUAAUGCUAAAACCUAGACAACAGUUAUAAUUAUAUCAUAUCAGCUAUAAAAGAAGCUAUUGGGUAAGGAGGACAAAAAUGUUAAUAUUUUUGGUAAAACUUACAAGCAAAAAAAAUGUAGGUAAGUUAAUUUUAUUUUUUUGGUUGAAAGGUGAAUGUGAAGACAGAGAAAUGGAAAUUCAGAAAGCCUCUCUUAUUGAUCACUGUAUAGUGUAGCUGGAAGAGAAAUAAAAGCAACAGGUAGAAGAUAUGUUUCAGGAUGGGGGGAGAAGAGAGGGGAAAAAAAGCAUAAAUUUGGACUAAUACAGAACUACAAAUAUUCCUGUAGAAUCAGCCACUAAUGGAAAGAUGGACAUAGCCAUUGUACCAGUUCUUAUGUUUUCUUUCUCCUUCACUUUUUUGGUCAUCUUAUUGUAGCAGCACUGAUCCCAUGGACAUAACUUGAUGGAUAUGUCUUCCUCUGUACCUGCAUAGUGCCCUUUAACGUGAGAGUCUCACAACUUUAGGUAGUGUUUAUUUAAAAAAACCACUUUCAAUGGAUGUCAUUGCAACCCAGAGCACAGUUUCAGGCUUGGAGAAAGUCAAAUGCUGCUUCUAGGUUAAUGGGAAAAGUGGUACAGUUGUUAGUGGUCACAGGGGAAGUUCAAUGAGAAUAAUCUGAUGGGAAAGUAGCAGACAUUAAAAUGUAAGAGUACUAUAUUACUAAAUAAAAUGUGUUCCCACCAUUUUCUGUUAAAUAUCGCUGACUUCUGUUUAAAAAUCUUUAAUAAAAGAAACCUAGAUCUGCUUUAAGGAAAAAUUACCCUCAAAGUAAUAAGUAAUUGGUCCCUAAAAAUACAUGCUAUUCCUAAUACUCUCAAUAGAAAUAGAAGGCUGUGCAAUACCAGUGAUAGUGGAGCUUGUGAUUUAGGCCAAGGAGAUGAUUCUACUAGAAAGAGCUGGCCUGGCUGCCUGCCUUAGACAAGGAUAUCUCACAUAUAAAAAUGUGCAGUAAACAAACUACUAACUAUUUAUUACUGUCUAAGAACUAAAAUGUAUGUAUGCACAAGAAUAGCAUGUUCACACAUGUUGCAAAAUUUUCCCCUCCCUUUUCUCCUUUGUCCAAGAUAAGUAGUAUUUUUGAUGUGACUAGGUCAAGGCACAUGGUUUUCUUUUGUUAAUAUCUGAUAAAUGCUAAAACGUUUCUCAUGGGUAUUUCAUAAUUAACUAGUGAACAGGCCUCACUCCUUGGAUGCUCCCACUGAUGUCACUGGCAGUAUUGGGGGGAGGGGGUAAAUGCUGCAGGGUCAGGCCUAACGUUUGUGACAUAUUUACAAAAAUGUAAAGCACUUCUGUGAAAAGGCUAACUAGUGUUGUAGAGGAUGACUGAGAAUGGCCUUUGCUCCAUCUUCAGAAUGGAGGGGGGGGAUUUUGUCUCUUCUGGCCCUCUUUCAACUCUUAAAUCAUUCAUGGUGAAGGACCAGACAGAAAAGGGGGGCAGUAACUUAGAGGAGAGGGAUAGGUUCAGAAUCUAUAAGUAGGAUGAGUUUCUCUGAAAGAGACAAAUGCUUUGAAGCAUUCUACCUCCCUUCAAAUGCUUUUAUAACUUCUUGAUACUUUUACUUUGUUUUGUGUGGAAUUUUUUCAUCCCUGUUAAACAGCUAUGCUUACAAAAUGUUAACUUGUAAUCAAAAAAUCAAAACUAUUUAGAACUACUUCCUCAGUGGUGGGUGGUGGUUUUUUUGUUUUCCUUUUGUGGCUGUACAGUUAUCUUGUAAAAUGCCUUAAAUGUUACACAU